GCCAUUUUUAUCUGAUAAAGGAAGUCCAGUUGACGUUAUGCAUUAUUCAUCAGAGUUCCAAUCAAACAAUCAAAAUUGUUUGCUUACACUGGGGACAUUUAGUAAGAUCAAAGAAAUCCUCCUUGAAACUACUGGAGCUUACACCACUGCCAGGCAGCUCUUGAUACUCUGCAGAAUCUGACUGAUCAUCCAUGCUGGAGUAUUGCACAUAAAGUUCCUUCAAAAUGGACUACUUUUUGGAUGUCGAGUCUGCUCACAGACUGUUUUACAGUCAAGGAGCCCAAGCUCGUCGGGCAACUCUUCUCACUGUGCCCACUCUGGUGACAGCAACCUCUGAGGAUGACAUAGACCGGAGACCCAUCAGAAGACUCCGGUCUAAGAGUGACACCCCUUACUUGGAAGAAGCUAGGAUCUGCUUCAACCUUGAUAAUGCUCGCCGGGCCACGCUGCUCACCGUGCCCACAUUAAUGGCGGCAUCUUCCGAGGAGGACAUCGACCGCAGACCCAUCCGCCGCGUCCGCUCCAAGAGCGACACCCCCUACCUCGCCGAGGCCCGCAUCUCCUUCAACCUCGACACAGGCCUGUGGUUUUCCCCUCUUUUCCUGACCUUUUCUUUCCUUAUGGGCUCUGUCAACAGCAAACUACACCAGAGGUCACUUGCUUUCAAAAAUGAAGAAAAAGAAAGUUCUUUCUUUAAUUCUCUGCACCAAACACCAGAGUUCCCCUCUUUGGGAAGGGGGGAAGUGUGAGAAAGGAUCUGUAGCCGGCAAUACUGCAACCUCCCUCAUGUCCCAGCAGUAGCACACAAAAUGACCCAACUGUGUAACAUUCUUUGAUGCUGAGCCUGUCAGAUCACUGCCUGCUGUAAAGGGAAAAGAGCUGCCUCAGAGUUGCUGCUUGCCAUGCUGCGGUCUCCCCCAUCCCUCCUCCCCUCUUUCAGCUGGCAGAAAGUUGGAGAUGGCAGAGAUGCGUUUUCUUCUCCAUUUGGGGGUAGAACAGAUUCCCCUCCCCUUCCUGUUAUCCCUGCUGCAAUUACACCCUUGGUAAUGGCUGAUAUGCAGUUUGGUUUUAUCAUUGACAGAACGGUUGGUUACAUUGUAUGGCAGGUCGUUAUUUCUCUCUGAUCAUGACUUUUAAAAAUUACCAAACCAUAGGUAAGUUGGGUGGCACUUCAGGGCACAGGCUGGAAGACCAUGCCAGAUGCCAGUUUUCAGCUCUGUAAAGAACUGGGAGUGAAAAGAGAAAGAGCAUCACCAUGCAUAAGGUGUAAAUAAAAAAAAGGCUGUGUAUGAUUAUUUGACUGCUGAAAUAACCCUGCGCUGACUUGUGUUCUCACAGGUAAUGUUAUGACAUGUAGUUAUAAAUAGAUAAACCAGUUAAGAGCAAGGCACCUUCAGAUCACCUGGUGCCUCAUAUCUCUAUGCUGAGCUAGACAUGCUGUCUUUGCUACAAGUCCCAGAGCAUGUGCAAAUCUCUAGGUACCUCUUUCCUGCAAUCCGCCAAAGAAUUUGAUAAUUACACUUAGCUUCUUUCUGUUCCUCUCCUCCCCCUGGCUCUCUAUAAUUUGUGUCUUUACUUGCAAACCUGGGAAUAGAAUUCCUUAAAAAGAAAUAAUGAAAAGAAACAGUACUGGUAUAUCAAGAAAUAUAAAUGAAAAAUGUUUUAAGUAGUGCAAGUGUGUGUUUUCAUUAAUUCAUCUGGCAGUGAGUAGUUUGGAGCUCAAAAAAAAAAAAAUUGCUUAGCAACCAGUAUUGAGUGAGUGAGCCAAAAAGCAAGUGAAACGUGCCACUGAUACCCACUUCAUUUCUGAGCUGUUGGGUUUAUGCUUCUGUUUGCUCAGAAAGCUCAAACUAGGAACUCUCUAGUCUGAGGAAAAAGCCAUUAAAAAAUGUGUUUAGCCCCUUUUGCUCGGAUUUGAUAAUGCCGUGCGGCUCAGGGUUUCCUUUUGAAUCUAAUUGUGAGGUGCAGUGUUCUUGAAUUUAUUUUUUUAGCUCUAUGCGUGGGGAAAAAUACCACCCUGUUUCUAAACCGGCCAGGUUUCCAUUUGCAGUUUCGUUGCUGGUGUCGUUGCUGCCGUGCCACGGAGGGUGCCAGGUCGCUCCCGGUGUCCCGGUGCCCUGCAGGCGGAGGGGCCGCCCGGGAGCCCGCGGGCGCUGUCCGCCGCCCCCGGUGCUGAAGCCGCUCCGCCGGGGGUGGAGGCUGCGUGUCCCGCCUUGCCUUGUUCUCCCUCGCAGUCCAUGUGAGCACAGGGGUGUGUGUAUUUCUUUGCCUGCGCAAGGGGAAGGCGGUAGGACGGAAGUAAAGCCGUUUCUUCAACCCACGGAUGCAGUCGGAACUAAAGUGACGCUUGGGGCGCAGGAAAAAACCUCUUCCUUACAUGCUUAUCACUUGCUUUCCAUUUGGUGCAUUCCAUAUCUACAGCUGCUGCUCAACCACUGCUUACAGAGCUAUUUUUCCUGCAGCUGGUACAAGUCAAGCUGUGUUCCCCAGUCAUUGUCUCCUGUGAGGACAUGGUCAGAGCGUGGCUGUACAUGCAGCUGCUUUGCUGUAUUGGAAGUUAAAAUCCACUUUUAUUAAUGAACCAUAACCAGACGCAGUGAAUACUGCUCUUCUCCACUCUUAAUUACAACCACUAGUUAAGAACUAUCAGGUUUUUAUCUACUUCAGCUGUAAGUCAUAAUUAUACCAUUAGUGCUGUUAUCUGUAUUGUUGAACAACUGAGAGAUUGCAUACACAGAGUCAAUUACACAAUUUGGGUAUAGCACAUAUUUGGUCUGGGUUUUUAAAAAAACAGAAUUUGUAAGUGAUUAACAGUGCAGCUUCUACCCCGCCCUGUAUUUUGAUUAUACCAACAAUUCUGCUUUGUUUGAUUUUUCUAAAACAUUCCAGUUUAUUAUGUUUGUUUCUAAUAUUGAUCAAUUAACUCACAAUUAUUACCUAGCAUGAGUUGACUAAUGCUGUUCGAUUAGUUUUUCCUGGUAUGUUUUUUUUCUGCUGGUGUUCCCAGACUGAUUAAAAUACCAAGUUGUUUUCCAAACUCAGGGUUAUUCUCCCUACUAUUAUACAUAUGCAAAUCCUAUUAAUCUGAGUUAUGUGCUUAUAUUAAGAGGAUAAUUCUUCCCAAAGGAUUCAAAUUACCUCUUCUGCAAAAAUUAAUGUAGCUACGUAGCAUAGUAAAGCCAUAGACCAGUAUAAAUUCUUUUUUGCAUAUUUGAUACUAAAUCAGUCUGCAUACAGAAAUUAAUUUUUAAUUUUCUGAACAACUUCCUACAGUGCAACGCUAGAGGAAUGGGGAAUGUGCUCUCACUUUUGGGUGGUUAUCUUUUGUUUUCUUUAUUAUGAUUAGCAAUCUGGCAUUGCUCCAUCUCUUAACAUCCAUCUUUGGCUUUUCUUACAUAUCUUCUUAAGAGCAGUUUUCAGAUUGUCUUUCUGACUUUCUGAUUCAGGCAUCUAAAAGGUAAUCCAAACUUACUUCUGAACACUUGGACCUCCAUCUGUCCAAUAGUGUAAUCCCUUUCCUGGUCCUGUGCCAGCUGACAAGUUCAAGUGUUUUUUGUAGGUUUUGACCUAUUACAGGUUUUGACUGACUUCUAUUCAUCCUCUUGCAAAACACUGUACUUUUAAAAUGGCAACGCAUGUUGGGUAGCUUUCGAGCUUGAUGAAUUGGCAAAGAAUAGUUCCCAGUAAGGAAAUAGACCACUUAAAAAUUCCCUAAAUGUUCCAAAGUGUGUGAGCUUUUCUUUUGCCUCCCCCUUCAUGCAGCUGUUUGGGGAAUCCCUGUCAGAAUUUUUUUGAUGUUUGUGUUAGGGGAGGAGGGACUAUCACACUGAGUUGAUCUGGUCAGGUUCUCUUUAGCCCUUCAAGUGUUAGUCAUUAUUGAAAGUAUUUCUAUAUAUACGCAGAUACUCUUACUCCUUCCUAGCCAAAAAAGAUGAAGCUUUGUACUGCAAUCCUUUGCAAAGCUGAUUCUAGCAGACUGGCCUCCUGUUAACUGGUGCAAGAAGUUGUCUUUGUCUCAGCUCCACAAUCAUUCGGGGAGGUCACCGAAUGUCAACCUUUGUUUGAACAAGGGUGAUUGUCUACUUAUUUAACCUGGGAAUGGAGACUCAGGGAGAAAGCAAGCCAAUGCCUUGGAGAAGGUGUAAGCCCAGAAUGACUGCAGAAGCUGUAUGAGGGGUCAGCAAAGAGGGGAUGUUCCUUCAGAAAGAAUAUAUUUAGCUUCCAUGCUGUGAAAUGAGGGGAGAGGAGCUUUUGAAUGUGAAUAAAUCCCUCCCACCCUGACUUAAAAGUGUGUACCAGUGGUGAACAGAAGCUAGAGGAGUGGCCAGCGGAGUGCAGGAGCUGGGCUCUGCAGAUAGAGGGGGGAGAGACGUAGUGACAGAUAGGACUCAUUAGAGAUGGUGCAGCCUGUGUUAGCUAUGGAACCCAGCUGGCUCGCUUGGCCCUGAAGCGUAGCACAGAAUUUUAGUGUACUGAAGUCACUCAGUAAUCUCACUGAAGUGUCUGGAUCCUCAAGUGAUUUAAGUCAUUUGUUGACUUCCGCCAGGGAUCUAAGUCAGACUGUAGAAGUACACAUCUCUGCUCCCCUUCAGUGAUGAAAAAUCUGUUUUAUCUCUUUGUGGUAUGGAGCCACAUGUUCUCAUGGAAUGUGUUCUGGGAAAGAACUGAGUGGCUCUAUGUAAUUUUGCCAUGUGUACAGAAGAAAGGUCUAGAAAGGCAAGUGAACUUGGUACCAUUUACUAUUCUUAAGUGGUGACGAAUAAAUCACACUGGGGAGAGGAAAAAAAUCUACAUCAGCCUGUGUUAGUGCUGCUGCAAGCAGAAUUAAUUCACAGGGUGUAAAGAGGGAGGAGGAUGCUGGCAGAAACUGCUGAAUGGCUGAGGCAAAUGUUCUUGAGCUGGGAAAUGUUCAUGGUCGGCUGUUUCUGUCAUGCAGAGCUGGUGGGGGAAAGCCAGGACACAAAGGUUGACUGUUGGUUUUAUAUGCAGGAACUUUCCUGGUCUGAACGAGGCACAAAGUUGAAAUCCAAAGCUUCUUACAUUUUCACUGUCCUGGCACCUUCCACUCUGGGCCCUAGUGCUUCUUACAGCCAUCAUGGUAGGCUGCCUUACUGUUACUGUUUGUAUCGCUGUGUUUACUCCAUCAUCUAGCUUUAUACCUAUGCAGAAUACUUUCCAGAGAGUAAAAUAAUGUAUGAUUUUCCUUUCUAAUGGAAAGAUAACAUUAUUUGUGUAUUAGCCUCAUACAUGGUGAUUUGUUUGGAAGGAUAUGAUAUAUUUUUCUGCAGUGAUCAAUGAGGACUUCUUGAACUUUCAUAUUGCCAGUGUAAAAUAAGAAUAUUUAUACGGCUCACGGAGGUGGGUAAAUUGUAAAUAGGUGAAAAUAAAGUGAAAUGACUUGACUGGAUUUUCUGCAGGAAAUCUCCGUCACAAUAAUUAUUAAUUUUCUCCAAAACCCGUCAUUUGAUUUAAAAGUCUGUUUUGAAGUUUCUGAGUUUGCCCCUGGUCAUCCCUACAUAUGAUUUAGUGCACUAACCCAGUUAAUCGUCUCUGCAGUCAUUUGAAAUGUUAUCACAUUUGGAGUUGUGUUGUUUCUUUCCUGUUUACCCAGUGUAUGUGUGAAUAUAUCCAUAAUAAAAUACUCUGCAUGGUUUCA
Pipra filicauda (Wire-tailed manakin) is the source of this 5656-nucleotide messenger RNA. It is a transcript of the gene PHACTR1, whose product is annotated as phosphatase and actin regulator 1. Bases 225 to 749 code for a protein of 174 amino acids. The record is from RefSeq and is a predicted model, not a curated record. Lineage: Eukaryota; Metazoa; Chordata; Aves; Passeriformes; Pipridae. The transcript is spliced from 5 exons.